Molecule: messenger RNA, 477 nt
Organism: Penicillium argentinense
Lineage: Eukaryota; Fungi; Ascomycota; Eurotiomycetes; Eurotiales; Aspergillaceae
Exons: 5
Coding region: 1-477 (158 amino acids)
Source: RefSeq, a predicted model, not a curated record
AUGCGGUUCGAGGUCAUCUCUGCGCUCUUUGCAACCGUCGCGCUAUCCUUGCCUCAUGGCGGAGUUCAACAGCACCACCAGGACAUGGAGCAGCAAGCUACCUCAUCUAUGUCCAUGCCCACGUCCUCCAUGACGAUGCCGAUGAAACGGUCAACCUCUUUAUCGGAGACUACCCCUACCUCCUCCAUGACGAUGCCGAUGAAACGGUCAACCUCUUCAUCAGAGGCUACCCCCACCUCCUCUGCAUCGACGCGUCUUGAUAAACCUACCGCAAAGCCCAUGAGGGCAGAGAAUAUGAUAAUGAUUGAUGUGUUCCAUGUCUGGUUUGGUAUGGCCCGACGAUCUUGGACAUUCCUGGAUUUCCCCGAAGGCACACAGUCUGGUCAUAUUAUGCGGCUAUCGAUGAAACGGUACACGAGUGAUGCGAACGUGUAUUUCUUUUAUGCUGUUCUAAAUGCAACAUUGGAGGCUGAAUGA